Molecule: messenger RNA, 2174 nt
Organism: Chaetomium strumarium
Lineage: Eukaryota; Fungi; Ascomycota; Sordariomycetes; Sordariales; Chaetomiaceae
Exons: 4
Coding region: 230-1810 (526 amino acids)
Biological process (GO): acetate metabolic process
Cellular component (GO): mitochondrion
Molecular function (GO): acetate CoA-transferase activity; acetyl-CoA hydrolase activity
Source: RefSeq, a predicted model, not a curated record
CCGGGGAUGGCCUGCGGAAAUGAUGUCGCUCAAUUCAAAAAACAAAUAUAACUGGCCCGGCCUCCACAUACUUCUUGUUUUGCUCUGUUCCUGAUGUCCUUCGACGUCGGACGGAUCAUCAGCCUCCCGUUGUGCUGUCGCCCUAGGCCCCAUCUCCCCUCUUGAGACCGUCCCAGCUCGUCGUACACACCUUUGACGCUUCUUGUCUGCCUAAACCUCCGGUCCCAGCAUGGCGUCACCAAUUGCCUCUGCGGCGCUCAAGGCGCGCAUUCACCGGCCCUCAAUGCUGAAGAAGCUGUGCCAUCCUGAAGAUCUGCUGCCACACUUCCCCAACGGCGCCUACAUCGGCUGGUCCGGGUUCACCGGCGUCGGUUAUCCUAAAAAGAUGCCCACAUUCCUCGCAGACCACGUCGAGAAGAACAACCUGCAGGGCAAGCUGCGAUACAGCCUAUUCGUUGGUGCCUCGUCAGGCGCCGAGACCGAGAACCGCUGGGCGGCGCUGGAUAUGAUCGAGAGGAGAGCUCCUCAUCAGGUCGGCAAGAACAUUGCCAAGGGGAUAAACGAGGGGCGCAUCAAGUUCUUCGACAAGCACCUGUCCAUGUUCCCCGUGGACCUCGUAUACGGGUUUUACACCAAAGACAGGCCAAGCAACAAGAUUGACGUUGCCGUGGUGGAGGCGACCAAGAUCAAGGAGGACGGCAGCAUUGUUCCGGGCGCGUCCGUCGGCGCAACACCGGAGCUUCUCCAGCUCGCAGACAAGAUCGUGAUCGAAGUCAACACUUCGUUGCCCGACUUCGACGGCCUCCACGACAUCACCAUGACUGAUCUGCCCCCGCGUCGGAAGCCGUAUCUGAUUACCCAGGUUGAGGACCGAAUCGGUACCAACUCGAUUCCCAUCGACCCCGAGAAGGUCGUGGGUAUUCUAGAAUCCGACUACCAAGACCAGACCCUCCCCAACGCCCCGUCCGACGAGACCUCACAAAAGAUCGCCGGCCACCUGAUCGAGUUCUUCGAGCACGAGGUCAAGCACGGCCGCCUCCCGGCCAACCUGCUUCCGCUGCAAUCCGGCAUCGGCAACAUCGCCAACGCCGUCAUCGGCGGCCUGGAUAACUCCAACUUCCGCAACCUCAAGGUUUGGACCGAAGUCAUCCAGGACACCUUCCUCGACCUGUUCGACUCGGGCCGUCUGGACUUCGCCACGGCGACCUCGGUCCGCUUCUCCCCGGCAGGGUUCGAGCGCUUCUACCAGAACUGGGAGCACUACCACAACAAGCUCCUCCUCCGCUCGCAGCAGGUGUCCAACUCGCCCGAGAUCAUCCGCCGGCUGGGCGUCAUCGGCAUGAACACGCCCGUCGAGGUGGACAUCUACGCGCACGCCAACUCGACCUGCGUCAUGGGCAGCCGCAUGCUCAACGGGCUGGGCGGCUCGGCCGACUUCCUGCGGUCGGCCAAGUACAGCAUCAUGCACACGCCCUCGACGCGGCCGUCCAAGACGGACCCGCACGGCGUCAGCUGCAUCGUGCCCAUGUGCACGCACGUCGACCAGACCGAGCACGACCUGGACAUCAUCGUGACCGAGAACGGCCUGGCGGACGUGCGCGGCAUGAGCCCGCGCGAGCGGGCCCGCGUCAUCAUCGAGAACUGUGCCCACGACGUCUACAAGCCGAUCCUCAAGGCCUACUUUGACAAGGCCGAGUUCGAGUGCCUGCGCAAGGGCAUGGGCCACGAGCCGCACCUGUUGUGGAACGCGUUCGACAUGCAUCGCGCGCUGAACGAGGAGGGCAGUAUGCAGAAGGUCAAGCCGUGGUAAGGGAGUUGGUUGGUUGUUUACCUAGGGAUAGGACGUUGGGUAAUUCCUCGGAAGGGUAACGGAUAAGGUGAAGCGGCUGAUACACUAGUAAUGGUGAUCCUUAGAGCGGACGUGUCUUGCUGAUCUGUGUCAGCCAUCUUAUUGGGUUGACAUUUAGAGCGAGAGGGGUGCUAUUGGCAGACAUGUACUACGCCUAUAGAAGCCGGUACCUCAUUGAUAUGCUGAUAUCGCGACGCAGUCGGCUUCAUUUUGACUAAGGUAGAUACCAGCACCGCAUUGCAUAGCCUCCGAGCUUGUCAACCCCUUUUGUCAAGGACGCGCGGAAUUGGACGGGUAGGUGCGUGAGAGCGCCCGGAAUCCUUGA